UCCCCCUCCGCCUCCACCUCUUUCUCUAUCUAGUGACUGACGUUCACUAUCAUUCGUAACACAAACAGAACACUGGAGUUAUGGCGCGGAGGCCACAUGAAAUAUUUACCGGCUAUCGGAGGAAUUCUCUACAGUACAGAGAAGAUAAUAUUACCAUCCAGAGAAGCGAACAUGGAAUUAACCAUCGGAGGAAUUUACAGCAACCAUCGCUAUUCAACCGUACAAUUAAUAGCAACAGCAACAAUGUAUACAAAAGUGUCCCUCUUGUGGAUUUCAUCAAACAACAACAGGCUGACAUGGGCAACCAUGGUCAGCUCACUCAAGAAAAACUGCAAGACCUGCUGACCACUCAUUUGGUUCAGCAGUUCCUACAGAUGAGGCAGUCAACAAAUGAACAGACGAAGCCAGCUGACUUGGUGCAAGAUGUACACAAUGCCAAUAAAACUGCUGCUGAGGAGUCACUUAAAGAUAAUGUCAAGAAAGCUGAAUUACCUGAUUCUCUCGAUAACGCAACAAAAUUGCUCAAUGAAUACCAACUGGAUGAAUCUGAGCACAUGUUCUUGCGUCUGCAUCAACAGGCAUUAUGUAGUCCAGAUGACCAACGUCAAUCCCUGGUAAAUGUACUUGUAAAUCUUGCUGAAAUAUGUUUACGUCGCAGCCGCAGAUGUCGAGACAAUCCGAUGGAGAAGCAGUGGCUUUACACUCAUACCAUUGCCCUCCUACAAAAUGCAUCAGAAAUUUGUGAUAAAGCAAUGCACGGUGAAGAUGGUGAAGCAUGUGACACAGCUUGGUUUGAGCAACAACAGUUAUCCAUUUCAACAAAACUAAGGCCAGUUGAAGAUAACCAAAGCCGUAUUCUUUAUAACUGGCUGAAGAAUGAAGAAAAGAUGAUUGAGACACUUCGGCCAUUAUUUGCUUCAACACCAUCAAUUCAGACCAAGAAUUUCCCCUUGACACCAAGCAUGCCUCGUCAGAACCUGUUUCCUGGGAUGCCGUGUUUUGUUUCAAAUGAAGCAAAGUCAGACAAGGAUAACUUUGCUGAAAGGUUACGAUGGCUUACAAAAUUUUGGCGGUACUGCCGAGAUCGCUUACAUAACAAAAACUUCAAAGAAAUUGUUGAGCGACUCUCUGAGAAAGUUGAAGAAGAAAUGAACAACUUUGAAUCACCAAUUUCUCCAGUUAAUGAAAAUAACAACAACGAGAAAGAAUUUGAAGAUGUCUUCUACCUUGAUGUUGAGGAAGUACGGGAUAUAGGAAAUAUCAAAGAACUUUCAGAUGUUAACUCUCCUGUCCGCCAGUACUCCCUAUCAUACGAGCUCGCCUCUAGUGAUGUCAAUGUUGAGGGAUGGGACUUCUUUUUGGAAGAGCGUAAAAAUUACAAGUUUGACACAGUUAUCCAGAUGUCGCCACAUGUGAAGUCUCAAACUAAUGAAUGUGAGUUUAUUAUAGACACUGAACUUUCUGAUGAGAAGCAAAGGUUGGCUGAUAUGUCCGAACUGAUUUCUCCCUUGCAUGAACACAGCAUUAGUCUCACUAUUGUACGUUCUUUAAUCAAACUUGCAGAGAGAUUAGCAAAAGAAGAAGAUUUUACUAAAGCCGAAGCACUAUAUGAACAGAUUUAUAUUAUUCUCUUUGAAAUUCAAGAUUCCAGUGUGUCUGUGAUGAAGUUGAAGGCUAAUGUAAUGAAAAAUUUGGGAAUGUUGAAAUGCAAACUCAGCAAAGGAGAAGUUGGACUGAAAAUGCUCAAGAAAGGGUUACAAAUGUGCCGUGAACUUGGGGAAGAUGGAGUUAACAGUGAAGUGUCUGUUCUAAUGUUUGAACUUGGAAAUGGGUAUAUUGUUGAGAAGUGGAAUGAUGAGUCGUUCUUUGACAAUAUCAUUGCAGUGAUUGCUGAGUCUUUUGAAAAAGAAUUCUCUGAUCCUGAUAAUGAAACCUCAUCGAGUCAGACUUCUCAAAAUGAAAACAAUAAUGAAAGUAUGAAUGAAAGUACAAAGAUAGACGAUAAAAAUGUCAAAGAAGCAAUGUCUUGUUUUGAGGAAGCAAUAAGUAUACUAGACGAGAUACCUCAGCGUGAUGAGAAACAAACAGAUGUCCUUGCCAAAUCCUAUCUCAAACUUGGGGAUUGCCAUUUUAUGAUGAAAGAAUUCAAUGAAGCACUCAUUUGUUUCGAAAAAUCAUGGACCCUUUUCAAUUCUCGUGGUCAGUCAGCUGGGAGAGCUCUGUUCUUAGAGAAUGCCCAUGUUUUGCUUAUGUUAGGCGUUUCAAGUUUCAUGCUACAUGUCUACCCACGCACUGUCUCCGUGUUCGAACUGGCCUAUAGGAUGCUUAGGUAUGCGUAUGGAUUGUCAGGACAAAAUUUUUUUGUUGGCCUGAUUCUUUCAUUACUUGGAAUAACGUACUACAAAUUGAAAUAUUACCACAAAUGUGUGUCUGUUUGUUUUCAAGCUUUUGAAAUUUUCUCUAACCUUUAUCAAAAUACAUUGUCUACUCUUCCCAAGCAUAAGUUCUGGUUGGUUUGCCAGACAUUAUAUGUCCUUGGAAACUCAUAUAAUGUGCUUAAUUUACAACACAAAGCCAUUAAAUACCUCUCUUUAGGCAGGUCAUUGAUGUUGUCCACAGAUUCUGCUGACAAAAGACAACACAUGAGAAUUUUACAGAUUCUAGGUGACUGUUAUUUUGCACAAUAUGACUACAAAACCUCACUUGAUUUCUACAAUGAAGCUCUUACUCUUGCUGAUGACAAGGAGAAUCAGGAAGAUUUUGAUCCAAACCAGAGCUCUGAAGAUAUGGCCUUGCACAAUCAAUUGCUAAGCCGUUCUGCAGAUGCACAUAUUAGCAUGAGACAGUACCAGAAUGCUGUUCACUAUUUAGAGCAAGCACGAGAUAUUCAGGAUAUUUUACAAGAAGAUAUUAAAGGUGACCUGGUCAGUACGUUAAAGCAACUUGGUCAAAUGCAUUCUGUGGCAGGGGAUGUUGAAAAGGCUAUUGAGUCCUACAAUGAGUGUAUCGAAAUCUAUAAGGAAAUCCAUGGAAAACUUGAACCAGAAAUGUGUGAAACUCUUGGAAAUUUGGCUACAAUGUGCUAUGUGAAAGCUUGUAUUUGUGAAGACAUUGACCAAGAACUUGAAAUGAUUUUGAGAGCAGAGCAAUGCUUCCAAGAUGCUCUCACAAUGGAAAUGAAUCAUUGUGUUUGUGUAAAAUAUGCCAAUUUCUUGUACAGCCAAGGAAACUAUGAUGAUGCUAUAUUAUAUUUAGAAGAUUGUUUGAAACUCCAAAUCCCAUUUCCAAACAUUGUGUAUGGUGGACUGGAGAAAGUAACUCUACCCGAACUUCUUCAAGAGGAGGUUGAUGCCCAGGAAGAAGUGGUACUUCCAGCAUCGUCUUUGGCAUAUUACUUACUAAUUCUUUGCAACCGGUUGAUGAAUCGUGCUGAUGGAGCAGAAAAGUAUAUCCUACUUCUCAUGGAAGAAGCAUACUUAUUUCAAGACCCUCUCCUUCAUUCCCUUCUAGGAUAUUCCCUUAUGGAGUUGUCUCUAUAUGAGGAAGCAGCCCUCUCUUUUUUUGAAGCAGCAAUAAUGCAACCAGAAUAUUUCCUUGCAAUGGACAAUUACUGUAUCUGUUUAUGUCUUCUUGUUCUCACCACACUACAGCGAGCCAUUAUUACUAUGCUGAAAAGUACUGGGGUAGAGUUUGAGGAAUAUUCAUAUGAUUGUAUCUCACCUUUCUCAAAUUGCCAGCUAACACCAAACUAUCUGGAAUUAUCAGAUACAGAACUACAAGAAAUUUUCAACUAAUCCUGUGAUAUACAAUUUUUUGUUAACCUCUUAUUUAAUUUUUUUUUUUAACUAUCAAUCUGCUCUGAUUCCCUCCAACAACAACAA
Molecule: messenger RNA, 3881 nt
Organism: Octopus sinensis (East Asian common octopus)
Lineage: Eukaryota; Metazoa; Mollusca; Cephalopoda; Octopoda; Octopodidae
Exons: 4
Coding region: 81-3794 (1237 amino acids)
Molecular function (GO): protein binding
Source: RefSeq, a predicted model, not a curated record